UUGGAUGAUCCUCUGGGGCACAGGGGGUGAAUCCUGAGGAUGGUCCCGUGCAGGCUGAGGGUUGGGCUCGAUGACCCUUGUGCGUCCCUUCCAACUCGGCCCGUUCUGUGAUUCUGUGGCACCCCCGGGCGGGCAGUGCACACACGGGUGUCCCACAGCUCCCUGUGGGGCUCAGGGGAGCGGGGGCAGUCCCGAAGGGACAAACGCGCUGCCAAGCUGGGCGCUGGGCGCCCCCGGGCUGGGCUGUGCCCGGAGCCCUCCGGUCCCUCACGGCCGGAACGGGCCUGCGGAGCGCUGAGGGCUCGCACAGCGAACCGGCCCGGGGCGGCGGGGAGAGCCGGGGGAGGCCCCGGGCGGAGCUGGGCCCGGAGCCCACACGCUGCCCGUGACCGGAGGUGGGCGGUGCGGUGGGGCCGCUUCCUCCCCGGCGCGGAGCGGCAUGGAGCGGACAUUCUUCCUUCCCUACCCCAUGUCCAAGGCUGCCCAAGAUGUGUUCUGGGAGGAGCUGAAGUGGCGCAUUUCACAGCUGGAGGCAGAUCUCCACCUCACCCCACCCCCAAAACCAGUAGAGGAGACCCAGCACAUUCUCAAGGUUCUGCGCUCCCCUGAGACUCCUCUUGCAAAGAAGCAACAAGUGAUGAGUGAUGUGUUUGGGGAUUAUUGUCUCAGCACGGCUGAGGGUCAGGAGAGCAUGGAGAAAGCAGGCAUGAAACCUGGUGCUCUGGAAGUACAGCCAAGCAGUGGGCAGGCUGCAGAUGGUAUGAAACAGUCUCACCCAAGCCCUGAGGCAAAGCCAGAGCUGUUCACAUCAUCUGGCAGCAGCUUCCGAUUUGAUUUUACACUUUCCGAGAGCGACCCAGGAGCAGACCCUGGUGACAGCAGAGCUGUCAGAGCCACCAAGCAGGAGAGCUGGAAUGGAGCCUUGAGGUUUGCUGCCUCUGGACAAGAACCCAAGUUUGCUUUCAACUUUGCCAUCCCAGAUGAAGACUGUCCUCAGCUCCAGCUACUUCCCUCAAGCCAACAUACACAUUCUUCACUGCCUGCUGAAGCAGCAGCCCUGCCACGGGCUGCAGCCGUGCGGGAGCCUGAGGUGACUCAAGCUGCAGGGAGUGCACCCAAAGAGGACAGAAGCCAUGUCACAUCAAAGAUCCCCCAAGCAGAGACUGCUCCUGCAGAUGAAGCAGCAACAGCGAAAUCAACAGGAGAUGAAGCUGCCCAGAAGAAGAAAAAGAAGAAGAAACAAAAACCACCAGUCAGUAAAACGGAGAGAGAAGAAACUGAGACCAGAAGGAAAGCAAAGACAGAAGCUAAGAGCUGUCAAAAUACAAAUACUUCCCAUCAGGAUGAGAAGACCUCUCAGUCAGAUGAGCAGCUGCAGAAGGAGCUGGACUGGUGUGUGCAACAACUGGAACUUGGCUUGAAGACACAGAAACCCACUCCUAAGCAGGCUGAAGAGGCGCUCCGGGCCAUCAGGACACUGCGCAGUGACAAGGCUCCACUGGUAAAGAAGCGGCAGCUCAUGAGAGCCAUGUUUGGAGACUACAGGAAGAAGAUGCAGGAGGAGCUGUGCAGGGAGCUGAAGCUCAUGGAAACAGCUGCAAAGGCUGCCAGGAUUGUGGAGGUGAAGGGAAGCAUCCGCAAGAUGAAUGGCAAAUUCAUCCGGAAGUGCUCGGGAGCUUGCAGGAAAAGCCAGGGUUCAACAGAAUUCCCUUCAGAGUCACCCAGGACGCUUUACACAGGCUUAUUCAAUGACACAGCUUCCAAAGAAGAAUUUCGCUUUAAUUUCUUCUAGGAAAGUGUCUUAGACUAAAACUGUGGUAAAAAAUCCCUGUACCAGAUCCCCUGUAAACUGCAGAACGGUGGAGAGAUGCUGUGCAGUAGGAAAUGUCAUCAGUACGUCUCUUGAUCCUGUUCCAGAGUGCCUUAUCUAGAAAUCUAAACCAAAUCUGCCUAGUACCGUAUGACCCCAAGAUUCAGCCAGCGUAGUGCUCCUCUGUGCUCACACUGUAGAGAGGCACCUUUGAAAGGGUCAGCAGUGAAAGGAUCUGGUUUUCUUCCUGUAGAAUUUGCAUUAACUGUAAAAUCUCUCUUUUAUACCAUGAGAUUUUCCCAUUCUCCCGUGGUUUUUAAAUAGAGCAGAGCUUUCCUAGCAGCUGAGGCAGCCAUGCACACAGAGGGAAAUGGUUUGGAAAGAGGAUGCAGC
Corapipo altera (White-ruffed manakin) is the source of this 2203-nucleotide messenger RNA. Its product is annotated as UPF0488 protein C8orf33 homolog. The coding region runs from base 440 to 1792 and encodes 450 amino acids. The record is from RefSeq and is a predicted model, not a curated record. The transcript has 7 exons. Lineage: Eukaryota; Metazoa; Chordata; Aves; Passeriformes; Pipridae.